Molecule: messenger RNA, 3150 nt
Organism: Daphnia magna
Lineage: Eukaryota; Metazoa; Arthropoda; Branchiopoda; Diplostraca; Daphniidae
Gene: Prp6
Product: pre-mRNA-processing factor 6
Exons: 11
Coding region: 160-3096 (978 amino acids)
Biological process (GO): mRNA splicing, via spliceosome; spliceosomal tri-snRNP complex assembly
Cellular component (GO): U4/U6 x U5 tri-snRNP complex; catalytic step 2 spliceosome
Molecular function (GO): protein binding
Source: RefSeq, a predicted model, not a curated record
ACAGUAAGAAUGUUUUGCACAGAGAUCUGAAGCCUCAAAACUUGUUAAUCAAUAAGAAUGGUGAGUUAAAGCUUGCUGAUUUUGGUCUUGCAAGAGCUUUUGGUAUUCCAGUUCGUUGUUAUUCUGCUGAGGUAGUCACACUGUGGUAUAGGCCUCCUGAUGUAUUGUUCGGUGCUAAGCUGUACACUACGUCAAUUGAUAUGUGGUCAGCAGGAUGCAUUUUUGCUGAACUUUCGAAUGCAGGACGACCUCUUUUUCCUGGGAGUGACAUUGAUGAUCAACUUAAGAGGAUAUUCAAAUUGCUCGAACAUCACUAUGGCAUCUAAGCUGCCGCCACCACCUAUUGUGAAUCCUAAACGCAAAAACUUCCUAGGGCAACCAGCUCCUCAAGGAUAUGUCGCUGGUGUUGGUAGAGGUGCAACUGGCUUCACUACUCGAUCAGAUAUUGGUCCAGCUAGAGAUGCGAAUGAUGUCCCAGAUGACCGCCAUCCAGCUCCAGCAAAACGAAAAAAAGAUGAUGAAGAAGAUCUUGAAGAAGAUCUUAAUGAUGCAAACUAUGAUGAGUUUGCUGGUUAUGGGGGCUCUCUUUUCAACAAGGAUCCAUAUGACAAAGAUGAUGAGGAAGCUGAUGCAGUUUAUGAAGCUAUUGAUGAGCGUAUGGAUGAAAAAAGAAGAGAGUACAGAGAGAAAAGACGCAAGGAAGAAAUUGAAAAGUAUCGCCAGGAAAGACCAAAGAUCCAACAGCAAUUCAGUGACCUUAAAAGAGAACUCUGUGCAGUUUCAGAAGAUGAAUGGAAGAAUAUACCCGAAGUAGGCGACGCUAGAAAUAGAAAACAGCGUCUGCACGGGAGACGUGAAAAAUUCACCCCACUUCCCGAUUCGGUAUUGACCCGAAACCUGGGAGGUGAAUCCGGCACUUCAAUUGAUCCGAAAAGUGGCCUCGCGUCUGCGUUCCCCGGCAUGCUUACUCCGACAGGCGAUUUGGACUUGCGUAAAAUUGGCCAGGCUCGCAACACGCUCAUGGACAUCAAACUUAAUCAAGUCUCGGAUUCUGUUUCGGGCCAAACAGUAGUCGAUCCCAAGGGCUAUUUAACAGAUUUACAGUCUAUGAUUCCCACUUACGGCGGUGAUAUCAAUGAUAUUAAAAAAGCUCGGCUUCUUUUGAAGUCUGUAAGGGAGACGAACCCUAAUCAUCCUCCGGCAUGGAUUGCGUCAGCUCGUCUAGAAGAAGUGACAGGAAAGCUACAGGCAGCUCGUAAUUUGAUUCUACGAGGCUGUGAGACUUGUCCACAUUCAGAAGAUCUAUGGCUGGAAGCAGCCCGUCUUGUUCCUGUUGAUACGGCGAAGAACGUGAUAGCGCAAGCCGUGAAUCAUUUGGUUAAUUCGGUCAAACUUUGGAUCAAAGCUUCAGAACUAGAGCAGGAUAUGAAAGCUAAAAAACGUGUAUUUAGGAAAGCGUUAGAACACAUUCCUAACUCAGUUCGCUUAUGGAAAGCUGCUGUUGAAUUAGAAGAACCAGAAGAUGCAAAAAUUCUUCUUUCUCGAGCAGUUGAAUGUUGCCCGACCAGUGUUGAGCUGUGGCUUGCCCUUGCUCGGCUGGAAACGUAUGAGAAUGCCCGUAAGGUAUUGAACAAAGCCCGUGAAAAUAUUCCUACAGAUCGCCAGAUCUGGAUCACUGCCGCCAAACUCGAAGAAGCACAUGGAAAUACUACCAUGGUGGAAAAAAUUAUUGAUCGAUCCAUCAAUUCCUUAGCAGCAAACGGAGUGGAGAUCAAUCGAGAGCACUGGUUGAAAGAAGCCGUUGAUGCUGAAAAAUCAGGCGCCGUUCUUACUUGUCAGGCCAUCAUCAAAUUUGUCAUCGGCCAUGGGGUUGAGGACGAAGACCGCAAACACAGCUGGCUAGAAGAUGCCGAUAAUUUCACAUCUCAGGGCGCGUUCGAGUGUUCGCGUGCCGUUUAUUCCCAUGCUUUGGAAAUUUUCCCUGCUAAAAAAUCUAUCUGGCUUCGAGCAGCCCACUUUGAGCGACAGCAUGGAACAAGAGAUUCUCUAGAAUCACUACUUCAACGUGCUGUAGCCCACUGUCCUCAAGCUGAAGUACUCUGGCUUAUGGGUGCUAAAUCGAAGUGGUUGGCAGGUGACGUUCCGGCAGCACGUUCCAUCUUGUCUCUGGCUUUUCAAGCAAAUCCCAACUCCGAAGAAAUUUGGUUGGCUGCAGUUAAGCUUGAAUCUGAAAACUGGGAAUAUGAGCGAGCGCGCAAACUGUUGGCGAAAGCUCGAAAUUCUGCCCCUACUCCCCGUGUGCUAAUGAAAUCAGCCAAGCUAGAAUGGCAUCUAGGUGAUCUGGGAGAAGCACUGAAACAACUGCAGACGGCCAUCGAACAGUUUCCCGAUUACCCAAAGUUCUACAUGAUGCAAGGGCAAAUUCACGGUUUGCAGCAGCGUAUGACUUUAGCUCGCGAUAGCUACAGCCUAGGGACUAAGAAGUGUCCCACCAGCGUUCCACUUUGGCUUUUGUUGGCCCGACUUGAUGAAAGUCAAGGAAACAUGACCAGGGCACGAUCUGUUUUGGAGAAGGCUCGCCAGAAGAACCCGCAAAACCCACAGCUCUGGCUAGAAGCCAUCCGAUUGGAGUGGAAGACCGGUCUAAAGGAUAUUGCCUCAGCCAUGAUGGCGAAAGCAUUGCAAGAUUGCCCCACCUCCGGCCUGUUGUGGGCCGAGACGAUCUUCCUCGUCGAUCGACCUCAACGCAAAACAAAAAGUGUCGACGCGCUCAAAAAGUGCGAACAUGAUCCACAUGUCCUUUUGGCUGUUUCUAAACUAUUCUGGACGGAAAGAAAAACGCAGAAAUGUCGGGAAUGGUUUAAUCGAGCAGUGAAAAUUGAUCCAGAUUUCGGAGAUGCUUGGGGAUAUUUCUACAAAUUCGAGCUGCUUCAUGGAACAGCCGAAGAGCAGAAUGAUGUUAAAAAGCGUUGCGUUCAGGCCGAGCCAAGACACGGUGAAGUUUGGACAACUAUUUCAAAAAGCCCUCAGAAUUGGCGAGCAAAAACCGAAGACAUUCUUUUGUUAGUAGCAGAGGCUUUACCCGUUCCUGUCUGAUCCGCAUCUUUGUCGUUGCUCUUCGAAUAAAAUAUUUUACAUUUUUCUGCUCAA